Messenger RNA from Malassezia sympodialis ATCC 42132, 1647 nucleotides. RefSeq names its product serine/threonine-protein kinase. Gene Ontology annotation, biological process: intracellular monoatomic cation homeostasis; protein phosphorylation. Gene Ontology annotation, cellular component: cytosol. The record is from RefSeq and is a predicted model, not a curated record. Gene Ontology annotation, molecular function: ATP binding; protein serine/threonine kinase activity. Lineage: Eukaryota; Fungi; Basidiomycota; Malasseziomycetes; Malasseziales; Malasseziaceae.
AUGGCAGGUACGAAUGCCAAGGACGGCAGCGCACCCGCCCGUUUUCCCCUGGAAACGCUGAAUGUGGCUAGUGCCAACAAGGACACGUCGUCUAUACCACCACCCUCUCCAGCACGCUCUGAGUCCCUGAUCAGCGCCCGCCCUCCUCUUUUGAGUCAUAACACCAACCCAAACAUGAGUGCCUUAGAGGCAGAAAAGGCCAAAGAGAGCAGCGGGCGUCGCAUCCUGCGUCGAAUGCUGCCGGGCGGAGUCGCAGCUGACAAGGAGGCACCGCCGCCACUCACGGAUCCAAUGAGUGCCUCUCUUCCCCAUGAUACGACAUUUUCGCCGUUUAAACAUGGCCCUCUCUCGCCUCUCUCGCCUCGCAUGGACCCACGCGAAAAUGGUCCCGGCAGCGAGGUCGACGAGGUCGAGCUAGCCGAGUCCUUUGAGAACCUACAUAUGCGGUCUGGCGCACAGGGUGCCUGGCCGUUGGCCUCGCAGUCUGUGCCCACGCGUGAACGGAACAACUCUCUUUCGACGGACAGCACGGCAGACAAUCGUUUGACUGCAUCGGCUCUUCAGGAUCAUGAAAGGCGUGGUCGUUCCAAUUCGAUUGUGUCCGACAAGAGCAAGAGCAACAGUACUGGUUCGGCCCUACGCGAUAUGAUCAUGAACAGCCCCAUGAUCGCGCGCCGUGGAUCGUCAGCUUCUCAUCGCUCCGAUGGCAGUGCAUCUAGCAAAAGCACGAAAGAGAAAAAGCGUAUGGGCAAUAUGAUCGGCGGAGGGACUAGCACUGGCGAGGUGGCUAGUUUGAUGAAAAAGUAUGGCACAUGCGAGCGUGUGGCAAUUGGCAAAGGUGCUAGUGCGGUGGUCCGAAUUGCGCACAAGCGCGACAAAAGCGAGGACAAAGUGUAUGCGGUGAAAGAGUUCCGCAAGCGCCGCAAGAAUGAGUCCGAAAAAGACUAUGUUAAAAAGCUCACGUCGGAGUUCUGCAUUUCAUCGACUCUGCACCAUGUCAACGUGGUGGAAACUGUGGAUCUCGUACAGGACGAGAAUCAACACUGGUGUGAGGUGAUGGAGUAUUGUCCGGGUGGUGACUUGUAUGCCGCCAUCAAGAAAGGAGGCAUGAAGCAUACUGAGAUGGAUUCGUACUUCAAGCAGACUAUCCUUGGUAUUCACUACUUGCACUCUAUGGGCGUGGCCCAUCGGGAUAUCAAGCCCGAGAACUUGUUGCUUGAUGGCAAAGGUCAUAUCAAGAUCACCGACUUUGGUGUGAGCGACGUGUUCCGCAUGUGUUGGGAAAAAUCGACACACUACAGCAAGGGCUUAUGCGGGUCUGAGCCGUAUAUUGCCCCGGAACAGUUUGAACAGAAGGAGUAUGACGCGCGUCUUGUGGACAUUUGGGCAGCUGCGAUUGUCUUCUACUGCAUGCAGUGCCAGGAACUGCCGUGGCGUGUCGCAAAAAUGUCGGACCCAACAUUCCAGGACUUUGUUCAUUCAUAUCUCGCUACCACGACACCUAGCCCACUGCCCAACCUGUCUCCCCGAGAAUGCCGUCCGUUGCUGAAGAAGAUGCUGUGUCCCGACCCAAAAAUUCGCAUUAUGACGGACGACAUUCUGAAGGACGCGUGGCUCGCCCAAGUCCCGAACUCUGUCCCACAGUAA